UACCGGCUGAAAGUUUCUCUCCCUCCCUCUCUCUCUCUCUCUCUCUCUCUCUCGGUCGCUCAUGGAGGUGUCCUUUACUACUCUCCCUAGAGAAAAAUCUCUAUCUAUCUUGCCCAUGGCUACAACAAAUCUGAACCAGAUACUGCCUACGGCGAGGAUUUCAUUAGCGGGAUUCUCUCACACAUCUAUGCCAACUUUUGCAAGUAUAACUCAAGCUCAGGCUAAGGGGAUGCCCGCAUCUCAGUCGCGUCUAGACCAGCCAGACAGGUUUCCUAAACUCAAGAAAUUCCCCUUUCAUGAAGGCAAGGAAGUGGAAGAAAUAACUAAAGAGAUGAUUAAGGUAAAGGACGAGCCAAAGAUUAGAUAUCUAGACGUUGAAAAGGGCAGUGGCGAUAGGGUAACGGAUCAGAGACAAAAGGUGAGGAUCCACUUCGAUUUCUAUGAUAGUAAUCAAAAUCUAAUACAUGGCAAUUGGCAAAAUGGUCAGAAGCGACGACCAGAAAAGAUUAAACUUUGCAAGCAUAAACUUGGCAAAGGAUUUGAGAAAGGAAUCCAAGGCAUGCAAGAGGGGGGAAUAAGAAGAAUCGUUGUUCCUCCGGAAUACUCAUAUGAAGAUGUUGAAGGUUAUGGGGUUUUUGAUGUUGAGUUGCUUGAGGUCCGUCCAUCCAAGUCUUGUAAAGUCCGAAAGAUAUUUUUUAAGUAAGAUUGCGAAAGUUUUCUCGAUUGUUAAAAGCUCAAUGUGCUAAGCAAGAAAUUAGAUAUAUAAAAUAAAGAAACUAUGUACUAGUUAUUAGGCCGCAUAUAAUGUAUAAAUUCAACUAAAUGUUAUUAGAAACAUUAUAUUUGAUCACUGUAAGAUAUUUAUGAAUUGUGUUAUGAGUGAAUUUAUUGUGUGAAUUUUAUAAAGUU
Messenger RNA from Hevea brasiliensis (rubber tree), 909 nucleotides. RefSeq names its product peptidyl-prolyl cis-trans isomerase FKBP20-2, chloroplastic. The transcript has 6 exons. The record is from RefSeq and is a predicted model, not a curated record. The coding region runs from base 62 to 703 and encodes 213 amino acids. Gene Ontology annotation, molecular function: peptidyl-prolyl cis-trans isomerase activity. NCBI's taxonomy places the organism in Eukaryota, Viridiplantae, Streptophyta, Magnoliopsida, Malpighiales, Euphorbiaceae.